Molecule: messenger RNA, 1259 nt
Organism: Cavia porcellus (domestic guinea pig)
Lineage: Eukaryota; Metazoa; Chordata; Mammalia; Rodentia; Caviidae
Gene: Klhdc9
Product: kelch domain containing 9
Exons: 4
Coding region: 109-1101 (330 amino acids)
Molecular function (GO): cyclin binding
Source: RefSeq, a predicted model, not a curated record
CUGCGGCUGCAGGGUUGCUGAGCAACGGUGGAGUGCGGGGCGGUGUCUGGAUCUACCCUGGUGUGUCUAAGUGGGGGUGCCACCUGCCCUCGCUCCGCUCCCGGGCCUAUGGCGGCUACGGCGCCUGGGGUUCGGGCUGGGGGCUCGGGCUGGACCUGGCGGCCAGUGGCACGCGAUGCGCUUCUGGCUCGGGCCUUUCAUUCAUGCACCGAACUGGGCGGUCGGUUCUAUCUGGUGGGGGGGCUCCUAGCAGGUGGAACGACAGUGCCCAGCAGUGACACGGUGCUCUUCGACCCGGCGGACGCCCAAGCCGUGCGCUUGGGCGCCCAGGGGAGUGCCCCGCGCAGUCACCACGACGCAACAUCCUUGGGCGGCCGUUGGCUCUGCAUCGUGGGUGGCUGGGACGGUUCGCGGCGCCUGGCUACCGUGGUCGUGCUGGACACGGAGCGUGGAGCGUGGGAAGAAUGGAAAGCGGCCCCUGACAACUGCCCCCCAGCUGGUCUGAGCAGUCACACGUGCACUCGUCUCUCUGACCGAGAGCUGUGGGUAGCCGGCCGAGAGGGCGGGGUUCGCACUCAGCGACGCUACGGAAGCCUCUACAAGUUAAAGCUGGACCCUGGCGCCCGAACCUAUUGCUACAAGGAAGAAGGCUGCCACACGGCCUCUCGCUCAGGUCACUGUGCUGCCCUGCUGCAAACUCCCGGGCUCCACCCAGGUCAUCAGCUUUUGCUCUUUGGGGGCUGCAAUUCAGCUGAACUAGAAGUAGCUGGGCAGUGGACUCAUGGGAAGAUUAAGGAGCAGCCACCUGUUGCCCCUCAGUUGACGGAACAGCUUGCAAGGCUUGUAAGCAGUAAACAGGGGUCCCGACAGGGGCCCCGGGGACUGCGGCAUCACUCCUGUUCUGUGGUGGGGCCCUUUGCUGUGCUGUUUGGUGGAGAAAGUCUGACCAGAGCUAGAGACAAGAUCUGCAAUGACCUCUACAUCUAUGAUACUCGUGAGAGCCGUGAGCAUGGCAGGCAAAUCUCCUUCCCUGUGGUUCCACUUCCCCUGUGCAGACCGUGGGCUGAAACGUGUGGGCCAUCGCACCUGCCUCUGGAAUGAUCAGCUUUAUCUGCUUGGGGGCUUUGGUGAAGAUGGCAGGACAGCAUGCCCACAGGUCUACACCCUGGAUCUCUCUGUCUAGCAACAGUGCCACAAAGCACUACCAUCAGAGCUGUCUGCCUCGCUUCAAAGGUUUAUUAAAUUCAAUGUGAGAGUUA